Messenger RNA from Lactuca saligna, 684 nucleotides. Lineage: Eukaryota; Viridiplantae; Streptophyta; Magnoliopsida; Asterales; Asteraceae. The record is from the annotation of a GenBank genome assembly.
AUGUCUGUCCGCCUCCUCCUCCACAUCUUUCUCUCUCUACAAACCGCCGCUAUUUUCUGUCUCUUCACUUUACCAUUUUUCAUUGCCAUCGUUAGAUCCCAAUCUCAAAUACACCUUACCAUCUCUCUCUCUCUCGACAUGCCAAACACCAAUCGCCGUCGUUAUUCAGACACACGAAUCAACCAUGCCACCGACUCCAACCAUUCACCACCCAAACGCAACCCAAAACUUUUGUCAAUCUUUCUUAAAUUCAUGGUUAUGUCCCUAAUUCUCUCUCUUUUCCUUAUCUUUCUCGGCCUUGCUGCCAUCCUUCUAGUCCACAUCCUCAUUUUCGGCUCCUUCCUUCAUCGCCGCCGGCAACACACCACCCCACCACCCGCCACCUCGUAUUCUCUUCUCUACUUACAGAACAACCUCCCGUCCUUCCAAUACUCCUCCGCCGCCGCUGCUUCCACUGAUUGUUCGAUUUGCUUGGAGUGCUUCAACGAAGAAGACUUGUGUCGUAAGCUACCGGUGUGUAACCACAUCUUUCACGCACACUGUGUGGAUUCAUGGCUUAUGAAAGUACGAACUUGCCCCGUUUGCCGGACACCUGUCCGGCUCGAUGUUGAUCGGUCAUCCGAUUUGAUUGUCAGUGACGAUGACUGUAAAUUCCUUUGGGCAAUUGGUGUAGGUAGUGGUUAA